AUGGCUUCAUCUGCGAUAUACUCAUCCCACCAUUGCUUCCUGCGGCCUAUUUCAUCAGACAACAACAUCCAGGCAGACCUUGUCCUCCGGGAUCAUCAUGAUAUUGUCGAUGGCAUUGGCACACUGCACUUCUGGGACCGUCUCUUUGACUACGCAUCGCAGGCCUACGACCAAGGGGCAAGUUAUCAGCUACCACGACUCGGCCAUGAAUGGAGGAAUCUGAGCCCACCGCUACGAGUCGCUGCGGCCAUUCCAGAGACACUUACUAGCGAGCAGACUGCCAGAAUUGAGCGUGCCGAGCCACAAACUCAGCACUUCGCGAGAAUGUCGAGGUCGCCACCGUGCCGUUGCAGUCUAACGCGACACUCCCGGGAAAACACCAGCCAAAUCAAAACAUUCUACACAGAAAUACGCGAGGACACAGAACACAUCGCCCUAACACCCGCCUACUGGACCCUAGGCACGCUCCCCUACGACCCGGCCCUGACACCCGUUCCCAGGCCGAACCCUACACCAUCCGCAUCCAUUUCGAGCAUGGGCGUCGUGGUCAAAAUUAUCCAGCCCCGUCGGUCCAUUUUCGAGCUGGAUGAUCCGUGGGUCACUGGUGAAGAAUUGGGGACUGGUCUUGGACUCUUUCUUGGGACGUUCAAGGGAGAACUAUCUUUUAGUGUAGCGUAUAAUGAUGCCAGGCAUAAUAUUGAGGAGGCUAGGGGAAUUUGA
Molecule: messenger RNA, 720 nt
Organism: Aspergillus glaucus CBS 516.65
Lineage: Eukaryota; Fungi; Ascomycota; Eurotiomycetes; Eurotiales; Aspergillaceae
Exons: 2
Coding region: 1-720 (239 amino acids)
Source: RefSeq, a predicted model, not a curated record